AUUAAUAAAAUACAAAUUGUAUCUAAAUUGCAAAAUAUAUUAAAUUCAUAAGCAAUUGUGAUAGUAUAAUAGCUAAAAACAAUAAAUUCCCAUUAUUAAGGCAGUUUGUUUUUGUUUUUAAUUUGUUUGAAAAUACUUAAAAUCUACUUAAAAGCUACUUACAAAAUGCAGAACAAACUUUUAAUAAUUCCACUAUUGAUGUUUUUUGGACAUGGAUGCAAUGGAGAUUAUACGACUAAUGAAUGUUCAUUAUUGGGUUUCAAUAAAGCAAAUCUUUUGUGUUCAUCUUGUGAUCAACUUAAAAAGUUCCAGUUGACAUCAUUAAGAGAACACUGCACAAACUGUUGUCAAAUUGAUGAAGAAAAGUCUAUUAAAGUAUAUGCAAAAGCCAGAUUGGAAGUCUGUACAUGUAAAUUUGGUGCUUAUCCUCAGAUACAAGCGUUCAUAAAAAGCGAUCGUCCCAAUAAGUACCCUAACUUAACGAUCAGAUAUGUACGUGGGUUGGAUCCACUAAUUAAACUCAUGGACAGCAGUGGAAAUGUGCAAGAGGUUUUGGCAAUCGAACGAUGGGACACCGAUACAGUGGAUGAAUUCUUAAGUACUCAUUUAGAACGCAUCGAAGACGAUUACCGGUCAAAUCUAGUGUAAUCGAUUGAAUGAAUACUAUUAUUUUUUAUCGCGUUUUCUUUAUAUAUAUAUAUACUUUAACAGUCAACAAAAAUUGUAUAAUGUUAAUAAUGUUCGUAUCCAAGUGUCAUAAUUAUUACAUACGAAUUUGGCUGCACGCGUGUAGUGAGAUACAUUAUGAGAAUUACAUAUUAUAUGAAUACGGAAUAAUAUAACUUUGUGUACUUUACUGCAGUGAAUUAUUAUUGUUGUUGCUAUUAUUGUGUUUUAAGUGUACGGAGAGAGCGUGAACGCGAUGUAUUAUAAAAUAUAAGUAUAAUAAUGUAAUGUAUGAAAUGUUAUACAAACCACAAACGUAUAUAGAUUAGAAUAAUAAUAACAAUGUAAUAAUAUGUUA
This is a messenger RNA of Myzus persicae (green peach aphid), 1024 nucleotides long. Its product is annotated as selenoprotein F. NCBI's taxonomy places the organism in Eukaryota, Metazoa, Arthropoda, Insecta, Hemiptera, Aphididae. The transcript has 5 exons. Gene Ontology annotation, molecular function: oxidoreductase activity. Gene Ontology annotation, cellular component: endoplasmic reticulum lumen. The record is from RefSeq and is a predicted model, not a curated record. The coding region runs from base 166 to 648 and encodes 160 amino acids.